CUUCUCUGCAAUCUUUCAUCUCUCUCCUCCCCCAUAAUAUUUUUUUUUUAAAACGAAAGAAUCGAAGUCUCUCUCCGUCGCCGGAAAAUACUCUCCUCAAGAAUUCGAGGAGACCAUUCGAAAAAAAAAAUCUAAAUCUAUUCUAGCUCAAGACAAGUUGUUAUUAAACUAGUCCAAAGACGAUGAAGGAUAGGGAUGACAAGUACGAGAAAGCUGAGAGAGGUUCAACAAAGAUCUUGCCCAAGACUGUUUUACUGAUUCUACUAUGUGGGCUCUCUUUCUAUCUUGGUGGACUUUACUGUGGGAAGAACAAACUCCAAGUCAAUGACGUUGCAAAAGCUGGAUCAUCCUUGGAUGUUGUUAACUCUCCUCAAGCCAAUGCUGUUUCUUUCCCGGAGUGUAGCAGUGACUACCAAGAUUACACUCCCUGCACGGAUCCUAGGAAAUGGAGGAAGUAUGGCACUCACAGGCUUACUUUCAUGGAACGUCAUUGUCCUCCUGUGUUUGAUAGAAAGCAAUGUCUGGUCCCUCCUCCUAAUGGUUAUAAGUCACCUAUAAGAUGGCCUAAGAGCAAAAACGAAUGUUGGUACAGGAAUGUGCCAUAUGAUUGGAUCAACAAGCAGAAAUCAAACCAGCAUUGGCUGAAAAAAGAGGGUGACAAGUUUCAUUUCCCGGGUGGUGGUACAAUGUUUCCUAAUGGAGUUAGUGCUUAUGUCGAUUUGAUGCAAGAUUUGAUCCCUGAGAUGAAAGAUGGGACUAUACGAACUGCCAUCGACACUGGUUGUGGGGUUGCAAGCUGGGGAGGAGAUUUAUUGGACCGUGGUAUCCUCACGGUGUCACUAGCUCCACGGGAUAACCACGAGGCACAAGUCCAGUUUGCUCUAGAACGUGGCAUCCCUGCCAUUCUCGGCAUCAUUUCGACUCAACGUCUCCCUUUCCCUUCAAACUCAUUCGACAUGGCUCAUUGCUCAAGAUGCCUUAUUCCAUGGACUGAGUUUGGUGGAGUUUAUCUCCUGGAGGUACACCGUAUCCUAAGACCCGGUGGCUUCUGGGUCCUAUCCGGUCCACCGGUCAACUACGAGAACCGCUGGAAAGGAUGGGACACGACCGUCGAAGCGCAGAGAACAAACUACGAGAAGCUCCAGGAUCUCUUAACCUCGAUGUGCUUCAAAAUGUACGCUAAGAAAGACGACAUCGCGGUGUGGCAGAAAUCUCCGGACAACAAGUGCUACGACAAGCUGUCUAACGACCCCGACGCGUACCCGCCGAAAUGCGACGACAGCCUCGAGCCGGACUCUGCUUGGUACACUCCCAUACGCCCUUGCGUGGUGGUCCCCAGCCCUAAGCUUAAGAAGACGGGUUUGGAGUCUACUCCCAAAUGGCCUGGGAGGUUGCACUCGACACCCGAGAGGAUCUCUGACGUCCCUGGAGGAAACGGCGGGUUGUUUAAGCGGGACGGUAGCAAGUGGAAGACUAGGGCUAAGCAUUACAAGAAGCUGUUGCCUGCUGUUGGGUCUGACAAGAUAAGGAAUGUGAUGGAUAUGAACACUGCUUACGGUGGUUUGGCUGCUGCUUUGGUCGAUGAUCCUUUGUGGGUGAUGAACGUUGUGUCGUCUUACGCUGCGAAUACGCUUCCCGUUGUGUUUGAUCGUGGAUUGAUUGGAACAUAUCACGACUGGUGUGAAGCUUUUUCGACGUAUCCAAGAACUUACGAUCUUCUUCAUGUUGAUGGUCUGUUUACAUCUGAGAACCAAAGGUGUGAUAUGAAAUAUGUAAUGUUGGAAAUGGAUAGGAUCUUGCGUCCUAAUGGGUAUGCGAUUAUACGCGAGUCUAGCUAUUUCGUGGAGAAUAUAGCAUCGGUUGCUAAAGGACUGAGAUGGAGUUGCCGUAAGGAGAAAACAGAGUCUGAGUCCGAGAACGAGAAGCUCUUGAUUUGCCAGAAGAAGCUUUGGUAUUCAUCUAACGCAACGUCAGAAACAAAAUAGUAGAAGAAAAAAAAGCUUGAGCUUAAAGCUUUUGUCUUGUCCGGAGGUUUCUUGAGAACAAAGUCACUACAACAAAGCAUCGGUUCUUUGUAUCGCUUUAAAGCCAAGAAAGCUUUUUAAAAGCGGCUGCCAAUUAUUAUUUUGUUAUCCCAGCAUAUUUAUCAACUUUUUCGAUUUUUCUUAUAGUAUAUGCUUGGUGAGAUAUAUUAUUGAUCUUUUGUUUAAACUGUAAUUUUAAAUUGUCGAUUUCUCCAACGUUAGGUAUAUUGAUUUGUGAUACAGUUGUAUUGUUUUACACGUUAAUGAGUUGGUGGUCCAUUAAUCCAUAUUACAAAUAUUUUGAUUUUUAUCUUA
This is a messenger RNA of Raphanus sativus (radish), 2339 nucleotides long. RefSeq names its product probable methyltransferase PMT21. NCBI's taxonomy places the organism in Eukaryota, Viridiplantae, Streptophyta, Magnoliopsida, Brassicales, Brassicaceae. The transcript is spliced from 8 exons. Gene Ontology annotation, molecular function: methyltransferase activity. The record is from RefSeq and is a predicted model, not a curated record. Bases 183 to 1985 code for a protein of 600 amino acids. Gene Ontology annotation, cellular component: endosome; trans-Golgi network; cytoplasm.